AGUAAACAAACCACAAAAAAAAAAAAGGUUGCAAAUAAUGUAGUUUGGGCCUAGCGCCAAAUAUCACUUUGGAAGAAAAAAUGAGCUGGUAGCAAAUUAUUAUGUGUCCCUUUGGCCCUUGAAGUCAUUCUUAAUUUGGAAAAAAGAAAAGGUUCAAAAUGAUUUUAAUGUCCGUUUAAGUGAUAUUGUUAGUUAGUUGGAAAAAAAGAAGAUUAAGUUUGCAUACAAGUGAUUCCAAUAAAAAAGAAGUCAGUUGAAGAAGAGAUGGAAGGAGGGGGACAGUAUAAUCCUCGGACUGUGGAAGAAGUAUUUAGGGAUUUAAAAGGGCGUCGUGCUGCUUUAAUCAAAGCCCUUACCACUGGUAUCCCUACGCUAUUCCCUUAUCUAUCCCAAUUUAUCUCAUACUUUGACCUCGAUGUGGAGGAAUUUUAUCAGCAGUGUGACCCUGAAAAGGAAAAUCUUUGCCUCUAUGGAUUUCCAAGCGAGCAAUGGGAAGUCAAUUUGCCAGCUGAGGAGGUGCCUCCUGAGCUUCCAGAGCCAGCACUAGGUAUAAACUUUGCCAGAGAUGGUAUGCAGGAAAAGGACUGGUUAGCCCUAGUGGCUGUUCAUAGUGAUGCAUGGUUACUCUCUGUUGCCUUUUAUUUUGGUGCCAGAUUUGGUUUCGACAAAGCUGAUAGGAAACGCCUGUUCAAUAUGAUAAAUGAUCUUCCAACUAUUUAUGAAAUUGUCACUGGAGCUGCCAAGAAGCAAGUAAAGGAUAAAUCAUCAGUCUCUAAUCAUAGCAGCACCAAAUCCAAGUCGAACACUAAAGUAGGUAAAUUCGCAAAGGUUGAAGUGAAAGAUGAGGAUGAAGGAUUAGAUGAAGAGGAGGAAGAGCAUGGCGAUACCCUGUGUGGGGCAUGUGGUGAGAACUAUGCUUCAGAUGAAUUUUGGAUUUGCUGUGACUUAUGCGAGAGGUGGUUCCAUGGGAAGUGCGUGAAGAUCACACCUGCCAAGGCUGAGCAUAUAAAGCAGUACAAAUGCCCAUCAUGCAGCAACAAGAGGCCACGCCCUUGACAUCCCAUUGAAUUUGCUGAGUUCCACCCUUGUAUUUGUCUCAUGUAGGACUCAGCACAUUGCCGUCUUGCGUACAUCAGCACGGCAUGUUCAUUCAAAAUUUUUGGUCCUUGCUCUUUGUUUUCUGGAUAAUCUACUAGGUAAAAUUGCUAGGGUGCUCCUCCAUUUGAUUAAAUUUGGACAACAUAGGGAUCUUCUUGUAGGAAAGCAUCGUCCUGUGAUUAAUGCUAACUUGUAAAAUUUAGCUGGAGUAUAUUGUCGCAGGUAUAUUUAGUUGUUGAACCGUUUGGACCCUGAUGUUUAAUUUAAAAUUGUGUUAAUCUUGCUGGUGUCAA
This is a messenger RNA of Lycium barbarum (goji berry), 1391 nucleotides long. RefSeq names its product PHD finger protein ALFIN-LIKE 4-like. Gene Ontology annotation, biological process: regulation of DNA-templated transcription. Gene Ontology annotation, molecular function: transcription coregulator activity; transcription cis-regulatory region binding; histone binding. The coding region runs from base 265 to 1056 and encodes 263 amino acids. The transcript is spliced from 5 exons. Gene Ontology annotation, cellular component: nucleus. The record is from RefSeq and is a predicted model, not a curated record. NCBI's taxonomy places the organism in Eukaryota, Viridiplantae, Streptophyta, Magnoliopsida, Solanales, Solanaceae.